Messenger RNA from Cucumis sativus (cucumber), 3704 nucleotides. RefSeq lists its product as uncharacterized. Gene Ontology annotation, molecular function: RNA nuclease activity. Gene Ontology annotation, cellular component: peroxisome. The record is from RefSeq and is a predicted model, not a curated record. Gene Ontology annotation, biological process: regulation of gene expression. Lineage: Eukaryota; Viridiplantae; Streptophyta; Magnoliopsida; Cucurbitales; Cucurbitaceae. The transcript has 3 exons. Bases 81 to 3293 code for a protein of 1070 amino acids.
UAAUUCCUUGAACCCCAUCUUCUCUUAAACCCUUUAUUCCUAAACCCCAUCUCUCCUCUCACCAUUUUUUUCUUACCAUCAUGAGGCUCUUCUUCUCACUUUCCUCUCUCUCUUCUUCUCUCUCUUCUUCCUCCUCUCUUUCUUUUCCAUCACGCCCUCUCCUUCUUCACUUUUCUCAAUUUUCAACUUCUUCUUCUUGGCGCCCCGACGAAGAUUCUCGAAAUGUAAAGGUUUCUGUCUGGUGGGACUUUGAGAAUUGCAGCAUUCCUUUGGGUACAAAUGUCUUUAAGGUUUCCCAUUUAAUCACUUCUGCUGUUAGGGCCAAUGGCAUCAAAGGUCCUCUUCAGAUUUAUGCUUUUGGUGACGUUUUCCAGCUCUCCAGGGCCAACCAGGAGGCUCUCUCUUCUACUGGAAUUAGCCUCAAUCACGUUCCUCACGGUGGUAAAAACAGUGCUGAUAGGUCUCUUCUUAUAGAUCUUAUGUGCUGGGUUUCUCAAAACCCUCCACCAGCACAUCUUUUUCUAAUUUCUGGUGAUAAGGACUUUGCCAGCGUUCUGCACCGUUUGAGAAUGAAUAAUUACAACGUGUUGCUAGCAAGCACUGAAUGUGCUCCUGAUGUUUUAUGCAGUGCUGCAAGCAUCAUGUGGCAUUGGCAUGCUUUGAUUAGAGAGGAAAAUCUUGUCGGAAGGCAUUUUAGUCGACCACCUGAUGCUUUUUACGAUCAUUUUAAGGUUCCUCUUGAAGACCCAUUUUCAGUUAAUGGGAAAGAGAAUUUACGAGUUGAGGAGGUUUCUGAGCUCAGUACAGAUCCUAUGCCCCGUCCUGUUCCGAAGGCAGUCAUUAGGCAAAUACACAACAUCUUGAGGUUGUAUCCCAAAGGAAUCUCCAUUACAGACCUUCGUUCAGAGUUGGGGAGUUGUAUAUAUAUAGAUAAGGACUUGUAUGGUUACAAAAAGUUUUCUCGGUUUCUUCAGUCAAUGCCACAGAUUUUAAAGCUUCAAGCAAAUGGUGGUGGCCACUUUAUUAUCCGUAGUGUCACUCCAAAGCAGCCCAAAGAAGAAUUAGAGUCCAGUAUAGGUACAUUUUGUAAUGGCACUGAAGAGCAGGACCCUAAUCUGACAGCAAAGUUAAGUAACAAUGAUUCCCCAACAGAACCAAUGUGUGUACCAGUCCUCUCUGAUGCGCACACCCAAAGCAGACCAUUGAAGGAGAAACCAACUUCCGAAUUUGGGAAGCUCAUUGGUGAAGCUAUGGAAGGGGAACCAUCAAGAUCCCCUGUUUCUGAGCAUCGUGCUAUAGAAGAUUCAAAGCAGACAAAUAAAGUUGAAGCUGACAGUAUUGAAGCUGACAGUAAUACGACUCCUUCAAUUGGAGAGCAUUCUAAGGCCAAGAUGGAAUUUUUGAGAAGAAUAUGGAGAAGGCUUUCAGGCAAUAAUGAUACUAUGUCUGGAAAUGGAAGUAAUUGUAUUUCUGAAAAAUGCUCUACAACAGACGAUACUUCAAAGCAGAAAAGUUGUGGUGGCCUUGUGGCAAAUUAUUCUAGUGACAAGCUUGGGGAGGCAAAAACUGAAGAAAGAACUGCUGAGCCAAUGAGUGAAGAUGCUAAUUCAGUUCAUCAAGUCUUGAAUUCACCACCCGAUUGUGAGUCUGUUAAGCCUCUGAAAGAAGUCAUAGUUGCCAGUGCACAUGAUGAUAAAUCUAGUUCUAAUCAAGGACUACUUGGUAGCAUUAGAAAUUGGUUCAAGCUUUGGGGAAAGAGUACUGAGAACAGAGAAGUCAGCGAGCAUAAUUGUGAACAAAACCAGUUAAAGAAUCAAUCUGGGAAACAUCAUCUUUUUUCCAGCAGUUCUACUGAGAACAGUGAGGUCAGCGAGCAUUCUUGUGAACAAAACCAGUUAAAGAAUCAAUCUGGGAAACACCAUCUUUCUUCCAGCAGUUCUACUGAGAACAAUGAACUCAUCGAGCAUUCUUGUGAACAAAACCAGUUAAAGAAUCAAUCUGGGAAACACAAUCUUUUUUCCAGUAGUUCUUUCUGGCAAGACAUGCAAUCUUUUAUGGAAACACCUACAGGAGUGGAGAUUAUUUCACGGUCAAAAACCAGGUCUGAGAUAGCCCAAAAUCUGCUAGAGAGAGGACCUCCGAUUCUGAAUACUUUAAGCACUAGCGAACUCUUCGACUUAUUGGAAUUAUUAAUAUCAGACAAGAAAUGGGUGGAGGAAUUCCCAUCUAAAAUAUUUCCUUUUAAGCUCACUCUCUCUAUUUCAAGGAAAAACUCUUGCAUGAAACGAUUGGAUCGAGCAAAUGGGUUGGCAUCAAUCUUUGCAAACAAAGAGUCACGGCUCAGUUUCCAGGGACCUCGAAAACAUGAUUCAGAUUCAGAUAAGAAAAAUGAAAAUAUUCCUCCUGAAGCUGGAACUAAUAAAAUUAUGACUGAAAACAAGUUUCGUGAGAGGACAAAAUACGAUAUGUUAGGUGACUGUCAAAAUCUCGUGGAUGAGAUCUUAAGGGAUCACCCAGAAGGAUAUAAUAUAGGCAACUUCAGAAGACAGUUUCUUGAGAAGUAUGGGUAUCAUCUUGAUUUGAAGAAGCUUGGUUAUCCUAAGUUGGCAUCGUUGCUGCAGAUAAUGCCUGGAGUGACAAUACUAUCCACAUUUAUAGUUCCUACCAGUAAUGCUCCAAACGAUUCAAUGCUGGAAACAACUCUUCCUAGUAAUUCUGAGAAAAAAACUUUUGAUGCCGUAGCAAAAUCGAACUCUGAUAAUGAAUCAUCUGACCUGCCUAAGAAGGAUGAUGAUUCUGAGUCCGUAUGGGAAGAAUUGGGUCCAGCCUGCGCAGAUGGCAGCAACAAAGAGGAAUUGACAUUGAGUAGUGAAACAACAGAAGCGACAGAGAAAGAAACAAAAGUUUAUUAUGAACCCUUUCUUUCAGAGGAUGAAACUGAUGGAGAGUCUUGUUCUGCUACGGAAGUGCCAGCCAAACAACCAACAAGGGAGGAAGAAAGUUCUUUAAUACAUAUCCUAGAUUCAUGGUAUAGCAGCAAAGAAAACAUUAGGAAAGACAAGACAGAAAAUAGGGAUGAGACCUUUGUUUUUUCAGAAGAUAGCUUGAAGCUUGCUAGUUUAGCUUCCAAAAAUGAAGCAAAAACAGGAAGCAUUGGUACAAAGAAAAGACAUCGAAAGAGCUAUUGUUUUGUUUCAGACACCACUGAAAAUAGCAAGGAUAAGCUGAUCGAUGGGAUUUUGGGUACCUUGAAAAAAUCCAGCGAGUCACAAGAUAAACUGAAUCAAGCAUGAUGGAAAAUAUGGCAAGUUCACCUUUUGUUUUCUUGAAUCAAGUUUCUUUGGUUCUCGGUGAGGGGAAAUAAAUAUGACUUGAGUAGAAACUAGAAAGCAAGGAAAUCUUUCUAUUUAGUGAAAAGGAUAAAAGAUGAGAGAAGAAACUAAACUGAAGCUAGUGAAAUAGUUAACAUAAGAUUUGACAUUAUUUUUUGGGUGCAAAACUGAAGUCAAAUGUUUUCCUUUUACUAACUUAGCUUUCAAGUUGUAAAAUUCCUUGAAUUAGAUGGUAAAACUUAAGCUAUAGACAAGCCAAAGUAUUCAGCCAGAUGGUUCUUUGUUCAGCUAAAUAGUAGUUUCUAUCCUUCAUCCUCGACUGCUGGAGCAAUUUUCUUGAAUGAAGAGGCUAAAAAGAAGAUUUUUUUUUCA